Neoarius graeffei (lesser salmon catfish) is the source of this 988-nucleotide messenger RNA. Its product is annotated as DNA damage-inducible transcript 4 protein-like. Lineage: Eukaryota; Metazoa; Chordata; Actinopteri; Siluriformes; Ariidae. The record is from RefSeq and is a predicted model, not a curated record. The coding region runs from base 39 to 596 and encodes 185 amino acids. Gene Ontology annotation, molecular function: 14-3-3 protein binding. Gene Ontology annotation, biological process: apoptotic process; response to hypoxia; negative regulation of TOR signaling. The transcript has 2 exons. Gene Ontology annotation, cellular component: cytoplasm.
CUCUCCACUACAGCUUUAUUUAUUCUGUUUACUGCGGGAUGUAUUUUUCACCGACAGACUCGGGUGGUCCAGAACGCCUGUCCUGGGGGAGAGUGGUCCAAAAGCUGCUCAGUCAUGCUGAUGAGACAGAAACAGCAAGGAAGAGAGAUUCAGGGUGUUUAUCGGUUAUUUCAAUGGACGACGACCCGUUUGAAGAAGCUCUGUGUGCAGAGACGGUGUCCGUCGUGUCUGAUGUCCUGAAGGAGAGCAGUUCUGAGCUCCUGGGCUCCUCCAGACUGCUGGUUCCUCCUGCGUUACUGGAGAGGAUCAGUGUGGAGCUGCUGCAGCUGGCGGCCACUGAACCCUGCGGACUCAGAGGGGCUCUGAUCGACGUGUGUGUGGACAACAGCAAGGGUCAUCAGAGUGUGGCACAGAUCUCUGUGGACCCCGACAUUGUUCCAACUUUUCAUCUCACGUUUUUACUGCGGAUGGAUGUUGGAGGACUGUGGCCAAAGUUCACAAGUAGGAUCAGUAACACAGUGAAACUGAGCACAAACUUUAGAGUGGUGAAAAGGAAGCUGUACAGCUCGGAGGGAGUGUAUGUGGAAGAAUUAUAACCUGAAGAUUGUACUUCUACUACAAACUACUCUAAGCUAUAGCCAGUACUUGAACUCUCUCUUGGAUUUUUUUUUCCUUAUUUAAAAAUAAAUACAAAUAUUGAUAUGGGUCUUACUGUACACUUAAGCUGAUAGGUCAAGCUGUGUUAGCAUAAACUUACAAUCUAGCCCUUGGAAAUACCCAUCACUUGAGUAAUGGCAGUUACUACCUCAGGAAAGUAAUUAGGAGACAUUUUACAAUUAUGCUUGAAUGUUUACACUACCUCCUUUAUAUGAUGUUUACAAAAUGUGUUAAUUUUAUUAAGUGUUCUUUCAUCAGAUAUCCAGAUGAACACAAGUGCUUAAAUCUGAAUGCAUUGCCAAAAGACUUGCAUUUUUUUUUUUUAAACUUC